GUAUGAGGGCGCUUAUUACUUAUAUCCAAAAUGGCAGCCUCCGUAGAAUGAGUUCGGUCUACUUCAAUAUUCCUGUGCUAUGGUCGUAAGUUUGAUUGCCACCGAAUGGAGAUCACUACUAGCCCUUCGUCAACAUGUUUACUGAACUGAAUGCCUUGUUAGACUGCAUUCCUAGUCGACCACCCAAGGGACAGUUUAUAUUGCUUUCUGACAAUCUAACAGAUGGUACAUUUAUUCUCCACCAUUAUAUCUCCUUGUUUCUUAAAGGUGGUCAUAAAGUGUGUCUUGUAUCAUUGUCUCAAUCAUUCAGCCAUUACAAUGCUGUUGGUCAGAAACUGGGAGUUAACCUUUCUUUGGCUAAAGAAAAGAAUCAGUUGGUGUUCAUAGAUGGAUUGCAAUGUUCUCUCCAGUUGUUUGCAAGUUCAGAUGAUUCAAUGCAGAAUAAUCCACUUGUGUGUAUUAGAGAUAGUAAAACAACUUUACAGCCACUCUACGAAAUGGUACGAAAUGCUGUGUGUAACUCAGAUGGGAAAGUAGAAACACCAGUAUUACUAUUAAUAGAUGAUCUCAGUAUAUUGUUAAGCCUGGGGAUUAGUUUAAUCUCAGUCUAUGAUUUUAUGCAUUAUUGUGUUGUUAUGCUGUGUGGCAGUAUACAGUCGGUUGGUUGCUUAGUAACCCUCAUUCAUUCAGAUAAAGAUGAAGAAAACAGUCUUCUCCUCAGACAUCUUCUGUAUUCUAGUCACCUGCACCUACACAUGAAUGGUCUGUCCAGUGGUUUUUGUAAAGAUGUACAUGGAGAGCUUUCUAUCCACUGGAAUGAUCCAUGGCAAAUUUUACCAUCCAGACAGCGUCGGAAAAUAUACCAGUAUAAAAUACAAGACAAACAUGUUUCUUUUUUCGCUCCUGGGACUUCUGCAGCAGUUCUUUGACAGACGCUGUUGUCUAUUCUUAAAAUUUUACCAUUUAAUUAUUUAGCAAAUUUUCAUAAUUUUAAAAUUUCAACCAAUCGCAGAAUUGUACUGUUUUUAGUUCCUUAAAUUUUUUUCUCCUCAGCUUUUUAUUCUUUUAGUUUGAUUUUCUAAUUCAGACUUCAAUGAUAAACCCAUAAAAGUUGAAUUGGUGGUAUGUGAUAUUAGAGAAUAAUGUGAACAUUAUGCAAACAAUCUUCUACUACGGUAGAUCUGCACACAAAAUAACUUACUUUUCCUAGGUUUUAAAUAAGAAUGGUUUGAUACAAAAAAUGUUAUUUCUUUGGUUUGUUAUUAAAUAUUCGUAAACUUG
Saccoglossus kowalevskii is the source of this 1281-nucleotide messenger RNA. RefSeq names its product elongator complex protein 6-like. The record is from RefSeq and is a predicted model, not a curated record. Gene Ontology annotation, biological process: tRNA wobble uridine modification. Gene Ontology annotation, cellular component: elongator holoenzyme complex. Lineage: Eukaryota; Metazoa; Hemichordata; Enteropneusta; Harrimaniidae.